Eptesicus fuscus (big brown bat) is the source of this 1184-nucleotide messenger RNA. RefSeq names its product meteorin like, glial cell differentiation regulator (gene METRNL). NCBI's taxonomy places the organism in Eukaryota, Metazoa, Chordata, Mammalia, Chiroptera, Vespertilionidae. The transcript is spliced from 4 exons. Bases 75 to 1007 code for a protein of 310 amino acids. The record is from RefSeq and is a predicted model, not a curated record. Gene Ontology annotation, biological process: positive regulation of brown fat cell differentiation; energy homeostasis. Gene Ontology annotation, molecular function: hormone activity.
GUGACCCGCCCGGACUCGGAGCCCGGCCGCGCGAGUGGAGGGUUUGCUGGGCGGGCGCGCGCGGGAUCCAGAGCAUGCGGGGCGCGGCGCGGGAGGCCGGGGGGCACGCGGGGCGGCCGUGGCCAGGGCCCCCGUCCCCGCCGCCGCUGCCCCGGCCGCCGCUCCUGCCGCUGGCCCUGCUGCUCGCCGCGCUCCUGGGCGGCGCGGGCGCGCAGUACUCGAGUGAUCUGUGCAGCUGGAAAGGGAGCGGGCUGACCCACGAGGCCCACAGGAAAGAGGUGGAGCAGGUGUACCUGCGCUGCUCCGCGGGUGCUGUGGAGUGGAUGUACCCGACAGGUGCUCUCAGCGUCAACCUGCGACCCAACGUCAUCUCCCCCUCCCGCCCCCUGACCCUGUGCAUCAAGCCCCUUGGGGACUCGUCUGGGGCCAAUAUUUAUUUGGAGAAAACUGGAGCGCUGAAACUGCUGUUCCGGGACGGGGACCACGGGCCCGGCCAGGUGCGCUGCUUCGGCUUCGAGCAGGGCGGCCUGUUCGUGGAGGCGACGCCCCAGCAGGACAUCAGCCGGAGGACCACGGGCUUCCAGUACGAGCUGAGCAGCCGGCACGCCGGCUCGGACCUGCACGCUCUGUCAGCUCCCUGCCGGCCCUGCAGCGACACCGAGGUGCUCCUGGCAGUCUGCACCAGUGACUUCGUGGUCCGAGGAGCCAUCCAGGAUGUCACCCACGCCCCCGAGCGGCAGGAGUCGGCCAUCCACCUGCGCGUGAGCCGCAUCUACCGGCAGAAGAGUAGGGUGUUCCGUGCGGUGCCCGGGGGCGGCUGGCGGGGCCGCAUCUCCACGCUGCUGGCCUGCGGCGUCCGGCCCGGGCGCGGCGAGUUCCUCUUCACGGGACACAUGCACUUCGGGGAGGCCCGGCUGGGCUGCGCCCCACGCCUGGAGGACUUCCAGCGGAUGUACCGGGACGCAGAGGCGAGGGGCCUGAAUCCCUGCGAGAUGGCUGUGGAGUGACCACAGGGUGGCUGCGGGGUGACCGCAGGGUGAACCAAUUAUCGGGGUGGACGCCUGGCGAUCACGUGUGGAGUCUGAUGCACGAGUUCCGGCCAAGGAGACCCCAACCAAUUGGUUGGAAAUGCUGUAAAAUGCAAACUAAGUUAUUAUAUUUUUUUUUAAAAAAAAAGAAAUGUC